This is a messenger RNA of Rotaria sordida, 2661 nucleotides long. NCBI's taxonomy places the organism in Eukaryota, Metazoa, Rotifera, Eurotatoria, Philodinida, Philodinidae. The record is from the annotation of a GenBank genome assembly.
AUGCAAUUUUAUUCGCUUGCUGCUUACAAUAAUCUUUUUUAUGCUAUUCGGCAUGGUUACCACUACCGACGAAUAACAACUGCACCUAUUCCUGGAUAUCAUACUAGUUGGAUAAAAGUAACUGAACUGUAUAAUGCUAUUGAAAAUUGUUAUACAGGUAAACAAGUAACAUUUGACGAACUUCAAAUGAUAGGAAUUCGGAGUAAUGAAUUAUUACAAUGGCAUAUACCAUUAGAUAUUGCAGAUCUAUAUGGUGAAUUUUUAUCUAGUACUUCACCCACUGUAUGUGAUGGUGAGUUAGAUACUAUGAAUGGUGAUGAUGAACUUUAUUGUGAUCAAAUUGAAACAAAUAUAUGUGUUGAGAAUGAAUUUCGAUGUCGUAAUGGUUUUUGUAUUGAUCGUCAAUUUCUAUUCGAUGGUCAAGGCGAUUGCACUGAUCUAACCGAUGAACAAACACUACUCAUUAUAAAGAAAUAUCAUAAUUUUCAAAAUUAUUAUGAACAAGCAACUAUUGAUUGUGAUGAACAUUGGUGUGGACGAGAAAUGAUUUCAUGUGGUGAUGGAGAAUGUAUACUAUGGAAUCGACGAUUUUGGAGUGGAUAUGAUUGCAGUGAUGGAACUAAUGUAUGUUUCAAUGGUGCAGAUGAAAUGAGUCUUUCGAUCAAUUGGCAAGAACAACAGUGUUUUAAAUCUGAUGAUUUUGCAUGUUCUCUUUUACGAGAUUUAAAUAACUCAAAUAAUGAAGAACAAUCUACUCAUAUAUUGCCUUUUACUAACUUAUGUGAUUCAUUUUGGAAUUUACGAAAUGGAUCGGAUGAAAUCGAUUGUGAUGAAUGGAUAUGUGAACCAGGUUGGAUAAAACAACAGAGUAAUUUAAGUCGAUGGAGUGGUAAUUGUAUUAAUCCUCAAUGGAAAUGUAAUAGAAUAUGGGACUAUACUGAUGGAAGUGAUGAAUAUAACUGUAAUCGCACAGAACCAUACCCCAUACCUGAUUGUUUAUUAUUAGAAACCAAUGAGAUAAUUUCAUUAAAUGUAACUAAUACGAUUGCUGGUAAUGGAAUUGUUGAGUGUUCGGGAGGUAUAGAUGAACGGGUAACAUUUGCAUGUAACGAUGGAUUUCCACUUAAUGAACGAUUUCUCUGCAAUGAUAAAAUUACAUGUUUAAAACCAAUGUAUCUAUGCAAUCAUGUCAUAGACUGUUCUACAGGUGAAGACGAGAGUGAAUUCUGGUGCGGACAAAGACCUUCGCUCAAUACACCUGCUUGCGAAAAGAAAAGAUUAACUUGUCUAGAACGUGAUGAUUAUGGUCCUUGCAUACCGCAGGAAGAUCGAUGUCAUACUGAACGUACGUCUUGUCUAAGUUCUCAUCAAGAUGACUACAUGUGUAUACAUCCACGCAAAUAUAAUCAUAUCAUCUUGAAACCAUUUACAUCACCAGAAAUGCAAGAUCCACAGUCAAAUGUUAUACCUCCAUGGUAUUGUGAUCGUGGUUUAGUUGUAUACAGAUAUGAUAAACUUGAAUGUCUCUGUCCUCCUAGUUAUUUCGGUCAUCGGUGUGAGAAACAUAGUCAUCGCUUGACAGUCAUAUUUACAUUAAAUAUUAAUAUUAUUAAAGCUGAUCUUAUUCGAAUCAUUGUAUUAUUAAUAAAUCAUAAUGUAACUAUCGAUCAUGUUCUCAUAACACAAGAACCAUCAUAUACCGGUAAACAUCGUCUUUAUUUAAACUAUCCUUACUUCUUAUAUUCUAAUCUACGAGAAACAUUCAACAAUUAUAUUGUGCAAAUUCGAGUGUAUACAGUUGGUCAUAACUUAGUACGACUUUUAUUUGUUUCACAAUAUCCUAUUAAGUAUUCAUUUUUGCCUGCUUUUCGCAUUGCCGUUGUUCUACGUGAUAAAGAUAAUCUGUUACUAAGAGAUCAAUCUUAUCAUAGUGAUUCAUAUGAUUUUAUACUUAAUGGACUAGAAAAUCAUGACCGUCAAAGUCGGCUUAUUUGUUCUUGCGCUUCAAACAAUUGGCAUAAUGAAACUGAUGCAUUAUCAACAACACGUAUUCUACAAUUGAUCAACUACGAUAUUAUGAAAAUGCAUCUUAAAAUUGAACGACAACAUCUAUUCCUGAAAGAAUCGGAUCGUAUAUUUUAUGAUGAUUUACACUUACCACCUAUUGCAUUGUUGAAAGUCUACGAUCCAAUUCAUUUCAAUCUAUAUCUGUUAUACUUUCAUAAUAACUAUUCUAUUAUUGAUUUAACCGAACAAAAUAAAACUAAAUGUAGACACGCAAAAGAAUUUAAUUUAAUUCCGACAAAUUAUUCUUAUCAGGCAUUAUUAUUUGUUAUGAAACGUUAUCAUCGUCCAUGUCAACAAUUAAAGCAGGAAAAUACAGUCUGUUUUUAUGAUCCUCAAACAUAUUUCUGUUUUUGCAAUGCAACAACACAUCGAUCAUUAUGUUUCUCAUAUAAUUUCAAAUAUGAUCAUUGUAAUGAAUGCUUGAAUGAUGGUAGUUGUUAUGCUGGCGAACAAAAAACAAAUAGAAAAGAUUUCAUUUGUCGUUGUGCUCCAUGUAUUUACGGUGCAUUAUGUGAAUUUCGCAUGGAUAAUUUAAAAUAUACAUUCGAAUCAUUAUUAAUUCUUGAUUUAAGUUCUAUAGACAACAGUAAGUAA